Molecule: messenger RNA, 957 nt
Organism: Phaeoacremonium minimum UCRPA7
Lineage: Eukaryota; Fungi; Ascomycota; Sordariomycetes; Togniniales; Togniniaceae
Product: putative -like mg2+ transporter protein
Exons: 2
Coding region: 1-957 (318 amino acids)
Biological process (GO): intracellular magnesium ion homeostasis; magnesium ion transmembrane transport
Cellular component (GO): plasma membrane
Molecular function (GO): magnesium ion transmembrane transporter activity
Source: RefSeq, a predicted model, not a curated record
AUGAGAGUCCUAUCAAAGACUUUCGGUAUCCAUCCUCUCACAGCAGAAGAUAUCAUGCUGCAGGAGGCGCGGGAGAAAGUCGAACUCUUCCGCCAUUAUUACUUUGUCAACUACCGCACCUUCGACCAGGACCAAAAUAGCGAGAACUUCUUGGAACCUGUGAAUAUGUAUGUCGUUGUGUUCCGCGAAGGCGUGAUAAGCUUCCAUUUCUCAAUGACACCCCACGCGGCAAAUGUUCGCCGGCGGAUCCGGCAGCUUCGAGACUACCUGAUUCUGUCCUCGGACUGGAUCUCAUACGCCAUUAUCGAUGACAUUACCGAUGUCUUUGUCCCUCUGAUUCAAAAUGUAGAAGAUGAGGUCGAUGAUAUUGAUGACGCUAUUCUGGAGCUGCACUCUGACGAACAUCCUGGGAAAUCGAAACAGUAUAACGAAAAGAAAUCCGAAGCGGAAACCUCGGGCGGCGAAACAGGCCGUGACAUGCUUCGGCGGGUGGGUGAUUGCCGCAAGAAAGUCAUGGGACUUCUUCGUCUGCUGGGCAACAAAGCAGAUGUAAUCAAGGGCUUCGCCAAGCGAUGUAACGAGCAAUGGGAAGUUGCACCGCGGUCUGAAAUUGGAUUGUACCUUGGUGAUAUCCAGGAUCACAUCGUGACUAUGACCUCGAAUUUGAGUCACUAUGAGAAGAUUCUCGCGAGAUCACAUGGCAACUACUUAGCCCAGAUCAACAUUCGUAUGAACGAGCGACAGGAAGAGACUGCCGACGUACUGGGCAAGCUGACUGUCCUCGGCACAAUCGUUUUACCCAUGAACAUCAUAACAGGUCUCUGGGGCAUGAACGUGUGGGUGCCAGGCCAAGAAUACGAGGGAGACCUGAAGUGGUUUUGGGCCAUUACUGCCGGCCUGCUCUUCUUUGGGUUUGCCUGCUUUUUCAUCGCUAAGAAAGUUUACAAGAUUGUAUGA